Molecule: messenger RNA, 2720 nt
Organism: Nothoprocta perdicaria
Lineage: Eukaryota; Metazoa; Chordata; Aves; Tinamiformes; Tinamidae
Gene: ARHGEF2
Product: Rho/Rac guanine nucleotide exchange factor 2
Exons: 21
Coding region: 14-2656 (880 amino acids)
Biological process (GO): cell morphogenesis; regulation of Rho protein signal transduction; actin filament organization
Cellular component (GO): cytoskeleton; ruffle membrane
Molecular function (GO): guanyl-nucleotide exchange factor activity; microtubule binding
Source: RefSeq, a predicted model, not a curated record
GGCUCCUCGCACCAUGUCCCGCAUCGAGUCGCUGGCGCGGGCGCGGAGCGAGCGGGCCAAGGAGGGCGCCUCCAAGGGCAAGGAGAAGGAAAAGAUGAAGGAGGGCAAGGAGAAGGACGCGCGCUACACCAACGGGCACCUCUUCACCACCAUCACGGUGUCGGGCAUGACCAUGUGCUUCGCCUGCAACAAGAGCAUCACGGCCAAGGAGGCUCUCAUCUGCCCCACCUGCAACGUCACCAUCCACAACCGCUGCAAGGACACGCUGCCCAACUGCACCAAGGUGAAGCAGAAGCAGCAGAAGGCCGCGCUGCUCAAGAACAGCUCGGCGCUGCAGUCGGUGUCGCUGCGCAACAAGACCGCCAUCCGCGAGCGCCCCAACUCGGCCAUCUACCCGUCCGAGAGCUUCCGGCAGACGCUGCUGGGCUCGCGCCGCGGCCGCCCGUCGCUCUCGCUCUCCAAGAGCGUCUCCACCACCAACAUCGCCGGGACCCUCAGCGAGGAGUCUCCGCUGGGCAUCCGCCGCAUCCUCUCGCAGUCCACGGACUCGCUCAACAUGCGCAACCGCGCGCUCUCCGUGGAGUCGCUCAUCGACGAGGGCCCCGACGUCAUCCUCAACCAGCUGAUGAGCGACUUCGAGACGGACGAGAAGGACUUCGAGGCCGACUCGUGGAGCCUGGCCGUGGACAACAACUACCUGCAGCAGCACAAGAUGGACGUCAUGAAGCGGCAGGACGUCAUCUACGAGCUGAUCCAGACGGAGAUCCACCACGUGCGCACGCUGAAGAUCAUGGCCAACAUGUUCCGCAAGGGCAUGCUGGARGAGCUGCAGCUGGAGCCCGCCACCGUGCAGAGCAUCUUCCCCUGCGUCGACGAGCUGGGCCAGAUCCACGAGCGCUUCCUCGCGCAGCUCCUGGAGCGCCGCAGGGAGUCCCUGGCGCAGGACAGCAACAAGAACUUCGUCAUCAACCGCCUCGGCGACAUCCUCGUCAGCCAGUUCUCGGGCGCCAGCGCCGAGCAGCUGCGGAAGGCGUAUUCCGAGUUCUGCAGCCGCCACAACAAGGCGGUGAAGCUCUACAAGGAGCUGCUGGCGCGGGACAAGCGCUUCCAGCAGUUCAUCCGGGUGAACAACGAGGCCGACUCCGCGGACCUGUCGCGGGCGCUGAAGCUGGUGCGGGAGCUCAUCUCGGCCAUCAACGAGGAGGUGCACACGUUCGAGAUGAGCGCGCGGCUGCAGGAGGUGUACGGGCGCGUGGACGGGCGCGCCAAGGUGCCGCUGCUCUGGGAGAGCCGCCCCGGCGUCUUCGGCAGGGACGAGCUGCUGCGGCGCAAGCUGGUGCACAGCGGCUGCAUGCUCUGGAAGACGGCGGCCGGGCGCUUCAAAGAUGUCCUCGUGCUGCUGAUGACYGACGUCCUCAUCUUCCUGCAAGAGAAGGACCAGAAAUACACCUUCCCCAUGCUGGACAAGCCGGCCGUGAUCUCCCUGCAAAACCUCAUCGUGCGCGACAUCGCCAACCAGGAGAAGGGCAUGUUCCUCAUCAGCGCCGCGCCGCCCGAGAUGUACGAGGUGCACGCCGCCUCCCGCGACGACCGCAACAACUGGAUGAAGGUCAUCCAGCAGACGGUCAGCCUCUGCCCCAGCCGCCAGGACUUCCCCCUGAUCGAGACAGAGAUCGAGGCCUCCCUGCGCAAGCUGAAAGACCGCAUCCUGCAGCACGACCGGGAGAUCGAGGAGCUGCUGGAGGAGAAGGUGCGGCUCUUCGCCGACAUGCGCGCGCUGGCGGGCGCCGAGGAGCCCUCGCCCACCCUGGCGCCCCGCACCCUCUUCCGCUCCGACUCGGGCGAGGGCCCGCGGGGCGAGCGCCUCAUGCACGACGCCAUCCGCGAAGUGGAGAGCCUCAAGGAGAUGCUGGCGGGCGCCGGGCGCGACCGGGACAACAACCAUGAGGCCGAAGGCUGCUGCAGCCCCGGCGCCAGCAACGGCGACGCCUUCAACGGCGCCCCGGAGUUUUGCCGCGGCGACUCGGACGCYGGGCAGCGGGACGGCAACGGCAACCAGCUCCUGCAGAAGGUGCCGCAGGAGGAGGUGAUGCAGCGGCUCAUGAACCUCUACACGCUGCUGCACGGCCUGCAGGCGGUGGUGAGCCAGCAGGACACGCUGCUGGAGCUGCAGCUGCAGGAGGGCCCCGAGCGGCGCGAGAAGCAGGCGCGCGGCAGCGAGGCACCGGCGGCGGCGCGGGCRGGCGAGAAGCCGAGCACGGAGCUGGCGCUGCUGCAGCGGCAGCACGCGCUGCUGCAGGAGGAGCUGGCGCGCUGCCGGCAGCUGUGCCAGGAGCGGGCGCAGGAGGCGGCCGCGCUGGAGUCGCGCCUGCGCGACAGCGAGCAGGAGCGCCUGGGCCCCGGCGCCGCCGCGGGGCUCUCCUUCCAUCCCGCCUUCGCCUCGUGCCCCCGCGAGCCCCUCGAGUACCGGGGCGAGCCCGAGCGCCUGCGCGACGGCGGCGACGCGCUCGACGCGCUGCUGGAGGACGACGCUCUGCCCGCCCGGCGCUCCCCGCCCGCCAGCCCCCGCGAUUUCCUGCGGAUGCAAGACAUUCCCGAGGAGGUGGAGAGCAGCCAGGAGCUGAAGGAGGGAGACGGCGGCUCCCCGGACACUUAGGGACCGGCUCRACCCCCCUGGAGCAGCCGGGUCCGGACGCGGGGUGUGGGGAGGGGCGGGGGCA